Colletotrichum truncatum is the source of this 2124-nucleotide messenger RNA. NCBI's taxonomy places the organism in Eukaryota, Fungi, Ascomycota, Sordariomycetes, Glomerellales, Glomerellaceae. The record is from RefSeq and is a predicted model, not a curated record.
AUGGAAGGACUAGGUGUCGCGGCCAACGUCAUCGCCGUCGUGGACCUAUCUGCGAAGGUCGCGUCAAUAUGCCUUCAGUACUCAAAGGACGUCAAAAAUGCGAGGGACGAGAUCAUGAGGGUCGAGAAGGAGCUCAAUACCCUCAAAUACGUCGCGUCGGGCGCUUCAGACCUUCUUGAAGGCCCCCAGGGCGCCAAACUCGAAACAUCGCACCAGCUUCUCGGUGCCGUCGUGAGCGCUAGGUCACGACUCGAACAACUCCAGGAUGAGCUCAAUCCUCGAAGCACUCGUAAGGCCAUGAGCCGGCUAGGGCUUCGGGCUCUGAAAUGGCCUUUCCAGAGCAAGGAUGUCAAAAAUAUUAUACAGGAAAUAGCACGAUGCACGCAGACCAUCUCGACAGGUCUGCAGAUCGACCAGACAUCGAUUCUUCUAAACCUCGAGCAGAAGGUUAUCCUUGACAAGCUGCCAAUCGCUCCCAACGCUUCCUUCGAUUCCCACGCCGAGGAACAUAACGCAACCUGCCUACCGGCUACGCGGGUCGAGCUCUUGGAACGAAUACAUGAAUGGGUUGAAGAUUCCCACGCCAAACCGGUCUUCUGGCUUAAUGGCAUGGCAGGCACGGGCAAGUCGACAAUUUCUCGUACUAUCGCCCGAUCCUUGGCUGAAAAAGCCCAGCUUGGCGCCAGUUUCUUCUUCAAGAGAGGCGAGGGCGAUCGGGGCAGCAUGUCAAAGUUCUUUCCGACGAUAGCUUCGCAGCUGACGAAUACUCUGCCUGCACUGGCGUCGCAUAUAAAACGGGCCAUCGACGACGACUCGAUCAUAGCAACCAAAGCCUUACGAGAACAGUUCGAGAAGCUCAUUCUCAGUCCUUUAUCGGAGCUACAAGUAAACGGCUAUACUAGCAGUCCAAUUGCUAUUGUUGUUGAUGCUUUAGACGAGUGUGAGCGAGACGAUGACAUUAGGCUCGUCAUUAAACUCCUCUCCCGCGUCAAGGCUCUGCGUGCCCCCGGACUUAAAGUAUUCCUCACCAGCCGGCCAGAACUACCCAUUCGACUAGGCUUUAACGAGGUAAAGGGAAGUUAUCAAGACUUGAUUCUUCACGAGAUCCCGCCACCUAUUAUCGAGCGAGACAUUCAAUCAUUCUUUGAACACGAGCUUCUAAGGAUCAGGAAGAUCUACAACAAUUCGGUUUCAAAGGAGCGGCAAUUGCCCGAGAGCUGGCCAGGUCAUCCUCAAAUUCAAACUCUGGUCAACAUGGCUGUCCCGCUUUUUAUCUUCGCUGCAACAGCGUGUCGUUUCCUCAGCCAGCGUGGAUUUGGGGGUCCGAAUCAUCAACUGCGUCUAAUUCUGGAUUACAAGGCCAGAGUCCAAUCGUCAGAACUUGAAUUGGCAUCCAAGUUCGAGCUGACAUACCAGCCAGCUCUCAACCAGCAACUCGUUGAUCUGUCCCCCACAGAAACAGAGAAAGCAGUCAAGCAAUUUCGAUACAUCGUCGGCACUAUUAUCAUACUCUCAAGUCCCCUUUCAACUACAGCUUUAGGCCAUCUCUUAGAUGUUCCUAGACAAGUCAUAGAUGACAGACUCGACAUGUUACAUUCUGUACUUAGCGUUCCCAAAGACUCGAAGUCCCCUGUAAGACUUCUUCACCUGUCUUUUCGAGACUAUGUAUUGGACAUCACACAGCGAGAGAGAAACCCUUUUUGGGUUGAUGAGAAGCAAAGCCACUACAAUCUUGCCGAAAAAUGUCUAAGUACUAUGCAAAAAAGUUUACAUGAGGAUAUCUGCGAUUUGAGAUCCCCUGGCACUCUUCGGUCUACUAUCGACUCUGACAGAGUUGACACGUGUGUGCCUCCAGAGGUCAAGUAUGCUUGUCUUUACUGGGCAUAUCACGUACAGGAAGCAAGUAGCGAGGCCAUGCUCGCUAGCUCCAUCUACCGUUUCUUAUCUCGCUAUUUACUAUACUGGCUUGAAGCUCUGAGUUUAAUCGGGAAGGUAUCCGAAAGCCUUGCUAUCCUUCGGACGCUACAGCCUAGUGUUAAGGCGAGAAGUCUCCAUCGUUAUUAUAGAUCUUUAACUAACAGGACGCCCGCUACAGGACGACAAGUUUAUUCUCGAGUUCGUUGA